AUGAUUGUUGGAUGUGCAGGUGCUGGAAAAACUACUCUUCUAAAACGCCUACAGAGGUUAGGAAAAGAGGAAUUAAAACUGGUGCACUCGACUGUUGGACUAGAAGUUCAUGAAGAUUUGUUUGAAAUACGGUUUGACCUUUCCUUAGCAGCACUAUCAGAUGAUUCGACGAAUGACGAAAAACAGAUUUUGAGUGUCAUGGAUUUUGGAGGACAGUGUGCAUAUUACGCCUGUCAUCAAAUCUAUCUCAGCAGAAGAGCAUUUUACCUUCUAGUCAUAGACAUGUCCAAAUCAUUUAAAGAAAAGGUUGACGAAAGUCUCUGUGAACAACGAGGCACAAUGUUUGCAGAUUGGACAUACGGAGAGUAUGUUCUAUUCUGGUUAAAAUCAGUUCACACCUACUGUGCAGAAGAUACAUCAAUAAUUGUCGUGGCUACACACACUGAAAAUGCUACCCUAAAGGAUAAAGAGGAAUUUUACGGACAGCUCUUGGAUUUGAUACCUACUGAUUCCAAACUUAAGAAACAUUUUAAAUAUGAAAGAUGCUUCUUCGUCGGUUUCCAUAAUGACAACUCUGGAGAAUUAGAGCAUUUAUCUGAAUUAGAAAAUUGCAUUGUUUCUAUUGCCAAAGACAGAAGAUGGAAAGAAACCAUACCAGAAAAAUGGUCGAUAAUUGAAAUGGUAUUAAUUAAAUUCAAAAAUGAUUCAGAAAAAAUAGUGACGGUGGAGGAGUUGAUACGGAAAUAUUGGGUGCCUAAGAAAGAUGAAAAACAUGAAAAGGGAGAAGGAAUAAAAGUUGCUCUUCGCUUUUUUCAUGACAUUGGAACAAUUCUUUACUUUGAUGAGGAGAAACUUUCAGAUAAAAUAGUAGUUGACGUCCAAUGGUUUGUUGAUACAUUCAAAUUUAUAAUAUCGGACAAGAACCAUGUCAGAGAUUUGGCAGGCACUAACAAAGACUGGAACGAAUUUCAUAGGACUGGAUAUCUCAUUGACAGUUUUCUCUGUGAAAUUUGGAAAAGCUUGUCAAUAGAUUUAUGGUAUAAAUCGACCAUUCUGCAUUACAUGCAAAGACUAGGAUUGAUAGCCAUAGGGAAAAUCAAACACUACGUUCCAUGUAUGAAUAAAAGAGACUUUGGUAAAAAGGAACAGACGGCCUUGCGGAAGAUGGAAACAAAAUCUUCUGUGUUGGUGCUACAUUUCAACUUUCUACCAUUCUUUUUCUACUGUCGAUUAAUAGUUGCUUGCAUUGUGGGCACCAAAUGGGAGGCUGUAGAAGAUGGUGCACCAAGGUAUGAUUCAACCACUAUUUCUCAAGAUUUCAUUAAACUGGAAGAGGAUGGAAAACUUUCAGUGAAUAAUUAUGGGACAUUAAAGACAAUAUUAGAGAAUGUCGAUCAAAGAGCUUGUCAAAGAGUUGUGGAGUGUGAGGAAGAACUCUCGAAAUUAUUGUAA
This is a messenger RNA of Saccostrea echinata, 1452 nucleotides long. RefSeq names its product probable serine/threonine-protein kinase roco4. The transcript has 5 exons. The record is from RefSeq and is a predicted model, not a curated record. The coding region runs from base 1 to 1452 and encodes 483 amino acids. NCBI's taxonomy places the organism in Eukaryota, Metazoa, Mollusca, Bivalvia, Ostreida, Ostreidae.